GCGGGAAGGAGAGUAAUUGCACGUCUUCUUGUGGCUCAGACCUUUAGCAGUUAGGUUGUAUAGGAGGGCAGACAUUGUAUGGUUAAGUAGGCAGCAUAGUCAGCCGCACAGGCAAACAGAAUAAUGUAAUGUAAUGACUUGAUUAUGGCCAUGGAUGGCUGAGGAGGCUGUGUUUAAGUGAAGUCAGGCGCAAGGGAAGGGGAUGGGACUAAUAUGCUAUGCACGGGCGAUGUAAUGCUAUACGGUGGAGGGCCGGGGCCGAACGAUGGACUAGGCCCAAAGGGGAGGGUCUGGAACGGAUUGGCGCUGGACGCGGUAGAGAAACAGUGGUCGGAUGCGUUCAUGGAUGUGGGAGGCAACCUCAGAUGUCUUGUUUCGAGGAUGACAUGGGGGGCAGUGGUGGAGGUUGUGCGAUGACGUGGGCGAGGGAAUUGCACGGAUAGCAUUGCUGAUAAAUGGCGGUGCUGGAGGCAUGAACGGACGAUUGGGGGAAAUGCUUGGAAAUACACUGGCCGCGCGGUAGUAGUCGACAGUCCCCA
Messenger RNA from Bipolaris sorokiniana ND90Pr, 539 nucleotides. RefSeq lists its product as uncharacterized. The record is from RefSeq and is a predicted model, not a curated record. The transcript has a single exon. Bases 219 to 443 code for a protein of 74 amino acids. Lineage: Eukaryota; Fungi; Ascomycota; Dothideomycetes; Pleosporales; Pleosporaceae.